Terrapene triunguis (Three-toed box turtle) is the source of this 7802-nucleotide messenger RNA. RefSeq names its product protein tyrosine phosphatase receptor type Q (gene PTPRQ). Gene Ontology annotation, molecular function: protein tyrosine phosphatase activity; protein binding. Bases 1 to 6954 code for a protein of 2317 amino acids. Gene Ontology annotation, biological process: protein dephosphorylation. The record is from RefSeq and is a predicted model, not a curated record. Lineage: Eukaryota; Metazoa; Chordata; Testudines; Emydidae. The transcript has 45 exons.
AUGACGUUUCUGGUUCUUUUGCUUUUGUUUUUAAUUGGAACUGCAGAGACACAGGCUGAUUUUUCUAGCGUUACUCCUGGAACAACAUAUAAUGUGACAGUUUCUUCAGUUUCUUCUUCAGCAUACAGUUCACCAGUCAGUAGAACAGUGACAACUAAUGUAACCUAUCCAGGACCCCCGGUGUUCCUUGCCGGUGAAAAAGUAGGAUCUGCAGGAAUUCUGCUCUCUUGGAAUGUACCACCACAUCCAAAUGGGAGGAUUAUAUCUUAUAUUGUUAAAUAUAAGGAGGUCUGCCCAUGGAUGCAAACAACUUAUACCCAAGUAACAACAAAACCAGAUAGUUUGGAAGUUCUUCUCACCAAUCUUAACCCUGGAACAACUUAUGAAAUUAAGGUUGCUGCUGAGAACAGUGCUGGCAUUGGAGUAUUUAGUGAUCCUUUUCUCUUUCAAACUGCAGAAAGUGCUCCAGGUAAAGUGGUGAAUCUCACAGUUGAGGCAUUAAAUUAUUCAGCUGUAAAUCUGAUCUGGUUUCUGCCUCAGCAACCAAAUGGAAAGAUAACCAGUUUCAAGAUUAGUGUGAAACAUGCAAGAAGUGGAAUUGUAGUGAAAGAUGUUUCUGUUAAAGUGGAGGACAUUCUAUCUGGGAGGCUACCAGAAUGUAAUGAAAACAGUGAAUCAUUUUUGUGGAGUACUACCACCCCUUCAACUACUUUUGGCAAAUCUACAUUUCCUUCACGGGCUAUGUUUACACCAAGUACAGUAGCACCUAGUCAAAUGAGCUCUGUCUGGAAUGAACCUAUUAGUUUUGUUGUGACUCAUCUUAGACCAUACACCACUUAUCUUUUUGAAGUCUCUGCUGUUACCACUGAAGCAGGUUAUAUUGACAGCACAAUUGUCAGGACACCAGAAGCAGUUCCAGAAGAUCCACCCCAGAAUUUUGCCAAAGGCAACAUUACCGGAAAGUCCUUCUCAGUGUCUUGGGACCCACCAACCAUAAUAACAGGAAAGUUUAGUUACAGAGUUGAGUUAUAUGGACCGUCUGGUUAUAUUCUAGAUAACAGCACAAAAGAUCUCAAGUUCACAUUUAGUAAUCUAACACCAUUUGCAACCUAUGAUGUGUAUGUUGCUGCUGAGACAAGUGCCGGGAUGGGGCCUAAAUCUAAUUUAACAGUUUUCACUCCUCCAGAAGUUCCAAGUGCUGUAUCUGAUUUACAACUAGCAGAAGUAGAAGCCACUCUCAUAAGAAUUGCUUGGAGGAAACCAGAACAACCAAAUGGAAUCAUUACUCAAUAUAGGGUUAAAGUGUUAGCUCAGGACACAGGAGUGACUGUGGAAAACACAAUUCUCACAGGGAAAGUUAAGCAUUCGAUGGAUUCUGUGGGUCCAGACAUGUUAAAUGAAAAUAUCCAAUCUACUUUCACUUGGGAUACAGUAGAAACAGCCACUGGAUUAUAUGAAGGCUCAGCUGAGAUGUUUCCCAUGAUACAAACAGUUUCUUCAGUAACAUUUACUAGUCUAUCUAGUGAUAACUUGCCCACCAUAAAUGGAGCAGCAGAACUACAUUCAGUUUCUGUUUUUUUCCUUUUAACCACAGAUAACCAGUAUGUCAUCAUUUCAUCUGAACAGCUGUCAUAUACAGUAAAAGGACUUAUACCUUUCACAGAAUAUACAAUCAGUGUAUCUGCUUUUACCAUUAUUGGAGAAGGGCCUCCAGCUGUUCUCACCGUUAGCACACGUGAACAAGUUCCAAGCUCAGUGCAAAAUAUUUAUUAUAAAAAUAUUAGCUCAUCAUCUAUUUUGCUGUAUUGGGAUCCUCCAGCAAAUCCUAAUGGAAAAAUCACUCAUUAUACAAUUUAUGCAAUGGAACUGGACACAAAGAGAGCAUUUCACAUGACGACUGCGAACAAUAGCUUCCUUAUAACAGGUCUGAAAAAGUAUACAAAUUAUAAAAUGAGAGUAGCAGCUUCCACCACAGUGGGAGAAAGUGCUCUGUCUGAAGAGAACGAUAUUUUUGUGAGAACACCUGAAGAUGAACCAGGCUCCCCACCCCAGAAUGUAGAGGUAUUAAAUGUAACUGCAACAGGAAUAUACUUGAGAUGGUCACCACCAGAGCAACCUAAUGGGAUCAUAACUCAUUAUGAAGUUCUGUACAAUUAUGCCAAUGACUUAUUUAUUAAAAAUACCUCAGCUACAAGUAUUUUUUUUAAUGGCAUGAAACCAUACACUCUCUACAACAUUUCCGUAAGGGCUUUCACUAGACUUGGCCAUGGGAAUCACUCAUCAUUUCCACUGUCUGUCAGAACUUCUGAAACUGUUCCUGAUAGUGCACCAGAAAACAUAACCUACAAGAACAUCUCAUCUACAGAAGUAGAGUUAUCAUUUUUUCCACCAUCUGUUCCCAAUGGGAUUAUACAGAAGUACACUGUAUAUCUCAGGAGGAUUAAUGGAACUGAGCUAAGAAUCAUAAACACUACUCUUCUGACGAUAAGUAUUACAGGUUUAAAGAAAUAUACCAAAUAUACAGUUGAGGUGUCUGCAAGCACUAGCAAGGGUGAAGGGGUUCGUAGUGCACCUCUAAACAUACUGACUAAUGAAGAUGCUCCUAGUUCACCUCCACAAUCCCUCUCGGUAAAACAGUUGUCGGGUGUCACUGUGAAGUUGUCAUGGAAACAACCACUGGAGCCAAAUGGAAUUAUCCUCUAUUACACAGUUUAUGUCUGGAAUUCAAUGUCAAAAAGAAGUGUUAAUGUAACAGAAACAUCACUGAUGUUCACAGACCUAGAAAAUAACAAUGAAUACAAAGUUUAUAUAACAACAAGUACCAGAUUUGGGGAUGGAAACAUAAAAAGUAGCAUUAUAAGCUUCAGAACUUCUGAAGGAGCACCAAGUGAUCCACCAAAAGAUGUCAUGUACAGAAACCUCACUGCAUCAUCAAUAAUGGUUUUCUGGUCCCCUCCUCAAAGGCCUAAUGGGAUUAUACAAUAUUAUUCAGUUUAUUACAAAAAUAAUUCAGGAAUUUUUAUGAAGAAUUUCACCAGCCAAGACAUUGACAGUGGUGUUGACAAUAAAUCUCUGUCUGCAGUAUUAGACAAUUUGGCAAAAUGCAGCUACUAUACUGUGUGGUUAACUGCAGACACUGCCUUUGGAAAUGGAAACAAGACCAGUGAGAUAAUACACGUAUAUACAGAUCAAGAUAUUCCAGAUGGCCCUGUUGAAAGUCUGACAUAUCAAAAUGUUUCUUCAACUGCUAUAAAUGUAAGCUGGCUUCCACCAUCCCAGCCAAAUGGUAUAGUCUUCUUCCUUGUUUCACUAAGUUUAUGGGAUACACAAACAGACAGUGAGAUAUUGUCUCUCAUUACUUACAAUACAAGCGUGUUUUUGGAUAAGCUGGAGAAGUACACCGAUUAUAUUCUGAAAAUCAUUCCAGCAACAGUGAAGGGAUCUUCUAAAAUGCACACUGUGAAACUACACAUCAAAACUGAAGAAGAUGUCCCUGAAUCUUCACCUGUAAUCAGAACGUAUAAGAAUCUUUCAUCUACCUCAGUUAUGUUGUCCUGGGAGCCUCCUCUCCAACCAAAUGGUAUCAUAAUGAGUUAUGAUUUAAAGUUAUAUGGACCAGAAAGGAAUGAUUCUUGGUCUACCUCCAAUAAUUCUAUCAUCCUAGAAGAUCUUUUACCAUUUACACUGUAUAGUAUUUUUGCUGCUGCAAGAACUAUCAGAGGACUUGGUCCCUAUGCUACGCUUAACUUUUACACGGAUGAGUCAGUGCCAUUAGCACCUCCUCAGGAUUUGGCUAUUUUGAACUAUAGUGCCUACUCUGUGUGGCUAAAAUGGAGGCCAAGUCCUCAGCCAAAUGGUGCUAUUAAGAACUAUAGUUUCAAGAUUCAUGAAAACAAGAGUCAUACCAUAGUUUAUCAGAACGUUUCAGGUUCACAGAGUGACGCAAACCUUGUUGGAUUAGAGCCAUUCAGCACCUAUUUUAUCAGUGUCUCUUCUUUUACAAGAGUUGGAAAUGGCAAUCAGUUCAGUAACAUUGUCCAAUUCACAACAAAAGAAUCAGCUCCAGAUGUUGUCCAGAAUGUUCAGUGUACUGCAACAAGUUGGCAGUCGAUUCUAGUGCACUGGGAUCCACCUUCUAAGUCAAAUGGAGUGAUUACACAUUACAUCAUAAUAUUUGAAAGGAAUUCUACAAACAUUUCUGCCUAUGAUAAGGUGCAUACUUUCAGAGAUCUGCUAUCAAAUAUUUCUUACCAAUUUAAAAUAAAAGCUGCAACAUCUGCUGGUGAAGGAAAAGAAAAGAUAUGCAAUGCCAGCACAUUUCCAGAAAAAGUCCCCAGUGCUCCCAGGGAUGUUGCUUUUUCGAACAUUCAAUCAACAAGUGUGAUUUUGAUAUGGAGAACCCCAGAUACUAUCCUUGGCUACUUUCAAAACUACAAGAUUACUACACAGCUACGGUCCAUCCACUGCAGUGACUGGGAAAACAAUGAAUGUAUUGAAUAUGAGAAGGAUCAAUAUUCCUAUGAAACUGGUGUUGAUGACUAUAUGGAGGAGAUAGUACAUGAACUAAAAAAAUUCAGAUGGUAUAGGUUUAAAGUUGCCGCUAGUACAAAUGCUGGCUAUGGCAACACUUCACCUUGGAUUUCUACACAAACUCUGCCUGGCUCUCCAGAUGGUCCUCCAGAAAAUGUAACUGUAGUAGUUACAUCUCCUCACAGUAUUAACAUCAGUUGGAGUGAACCUGACAUUAUUACUGGACCAACAUUCUACCUCAUAGACAUUACCUCAGUAGAUAGUGAUGAUUAUAAAGCUUCAUUCCUCAAGACAAAUUACGAGGGUAAAACCCUGGAAAUUUCAGAUUUAAAAUCAUUCACAAGAUAUUCUGUAGUAGUCACUGCUUUUACAGGAGAUGUAAAUGCUGCACGUAUUGAAGGCAAGUCUAGUACUUCAGUAAUUGUCUCCACAUUUGAGGCAGUGCCUAAAGACCCACCUAACAACGUAACAUUUCAGAAGAUACCAGAUGAAGUAACAAAAUUCCAAGUGACGUUUGUGCCAUCAUCUGAACCCAAUGGAAAUAUUCAAGUAUAUCAAGCCAUGAUUUACAAAGAAGAUGACCCUGCUGUUUUCCAGAUUCAUAAUCUAAGUGUCAUUGACAAAACAAAUAAAUCGGUCACUGCAGUGAUAGAGGGGCUAAAAGGAGGACAUACGUAUAAUGUCAUUGUGUAUGCAAUAAAUGGUGCUGGUGCAGGGCCAAAAAUCCAACUAAAAAUAACUAUGGAUAUUAAAGAACCACCAAGACCUAAUAAGAAACCAACACCAGUUUUUGAUACUAGCGGGACACUACUUGUUACUGCUACAACAAUUACUAUCAGAAUGCCAGUAUGCUACUAUAAUGAUGAUCAUGGACCUAUCAAGAAGAUACAAGUUCUUGUUGCAGAAGCAGGAGUUCAGCAUGAUGGAAAUGUUACUAAGUGGUAUGAUGCCUACUUCAAAAAACCCAGGCCAUAUUUUACAAAUGAAGGCUUUCCAAACCCACCCUGUACAGAAGGAAAGGAAGGACUGAGUGGCAAAGAAGAUAUGUAUGUUAUAGGUGCUGAUACUACAUGCAUGAUACCUGGGAGUGAAGAUAAAAUCUGCAACGGCCCCCUAAAACCAAGAAAGCAGUACUUAUUUAAGUUCAGAGCAACAAAUGUUAAAGGCCAGUUUACAGAUUCAGACUAUUCUGACCCUGUCAAAACUUUAGGUGAGGGACUGUCAGAAAGAGCUGUAGAAAUAAUACUUGCAGUUACCUUGUGUAUACUUUCCAUAAUUCUUCUUGUGGUGGCAAUCUAUGCUUUUGCAAGAAUCCGACAAAAGCAAAAAGAGGGAGGCACCUACUCCCCGCGGGAUGCAGAAAUUAUUGACACUAAAUUCAAACUGGAUCAGUUGAUCACAGUGGCAGACCUGGAACUGAAGGAUGAGAGAUUUACUCGGUUACUUAGUUAUAGAAAAUCCAUCAAGCCAAUAAGCAAGAAAUCCUUCCUACAACAUGUUGAAGAACUUUGCACAGACAACAACCUAAAGUUUCAAGAAGAAUUUUCGGAACUUCCCAAGUUUCUUCAAGACCUUGCUUCAACUGAUGCUGAUCUGCCUUGGAACAGGUCUAAGAAUCGCUUUCCAAACAUAAAGCCAUAUAAUAACAACAGAGUAAAGCUGAUAGCUGAUGCUGGUAUUCCAGGAUCUGAUUACAUCAAUGCCAGCUAUGUGUCUGGCUAUUUGUGUCCAAAUGAGUUUAUUGCUACUCAGGGACCAUUACCAGGAACAGUGGGUGAUUUCUGGAGAAUGGUGUGGGAGACUAGAGCAAAAACGCUUGUGAUGCUUACGCAAUGUUUUGAAAAAGGACGGGUAAGAUGUCACCAAUACUGGCCAGAAGACAACAAACCAGUGACUGUGUUUGGAGAUAUAGUGAUUACCAAAUUAGUGGAAGAUAUUCACAUAGACUGGACUAUCAGGGAUCUAAAAAUUGAAAGGCAUGGGGAUUGUAUGAUGGUACGUCAGUGUAACUUUACUGCCUGGCCUGAACAUGGAGUCCCUGAAACUACAGCACCAUUAAUCCAUUUUGUCAAGCUGAUCCGUGCAAGUCGAGCACAUGAUAACACACCUAUGGUUGUUCACUGCAGUGCUGGAGUUGGAAGAACAGGGGUUUAUAUUGCACUUGAUCACUUAACACAACAUAUAAAUGAUCAUGAUUUUGUGGACAUGUAUGGACUUGUAGCUGAGCUGAGAAGUGAGAGAAUGUGUAUGGUACAGAACCUGGCACAAUAUAUAUUUUUGCAUCAGUGUGUUUUGGACCUAUUGACAAGCAAGGGAAGCAGUCAGUCCAUAUGUUUUGUAAAUUAUUCAGCACUGCAAAAGAUGGACUCUUUGGAUGCCAUGGAAGGUGAUGUGGAACUUGAAUGGGAAGAAACUACCAUGUAAAUAUUUAAAGCAAAGAUUAUUAGGUCUUGAAAACCAAAUGGUAUUUUUCUAAAUGCAGGGGCCAAAACAAAUCCCCUUAUAAUGAAUUAAAAACAAUCAUUUUUUAAAAAAAUGUUGAAAUGGUUCCUUUUCUAUCAAUGUGCCUUCAUAAAUGUGAUAAAUUAUUUUAUGCAAAUCACUAGGCAAUAAAGAUCAGCAAUACUUUUGCCCAGAUUGCAGUUCUGUUAUUAUGUAAAUAACUCAGUAUGUAUUUAAAUUGAAAGUGUGCUCUCAACAAAUGCCCCUUUUCCCCAGUUAUCUUGUAAAAGAUUAAAAAUUAGCCAAAUGUGAAGGAAAAUGUUCAUAUUCCUAAUGUGCAUAAUUCAGUGUGAAUUUGCUGUAUUCUUUUGUUUGGUUUUGAGUAAAAGCUUGAAUUCUUUGACUCAGUCAUGUUAGUUUGGCCUCCAGGGUGUUGACAAUUCUUGUGGAUUACUUCCAAUACUGUCACGAUGAUCUUUACCUAAGUGUAUGUUCUUGUGUUUUAAAUCUGCUGUUUUAUGAGUGCUGGAUAUCAUCUCAUGAUCCUGAACAGCUGAAGAGUCACCCCCUGACACUGCGAGGAUUAUUCAGCUUUUGUACAGCACACAGUAGCUCUUCAGGGAUAGUUGGGGCUAUUUAAGCUAACUUGUGAUCACUCGGUUGUUGUUUUUAAAUGUUGCUAGUGAUUGCACGUUUGAUGAUGAAGAAAGGAUCUCACAUUCCUGCUACUUUUGUAAAACUGAAAGGAAAAAAAAAUAAUAAAGUUUUAAAUUUAUUACAUAUUAUAAUGCAUGGUAGAUUGAUUUGAGUAAUGUACUGUAUACCUUCAU